UAUGAAGAGUUCCCGAGUUUUGAUCGUUCUUCUGCUCUUUACGAGCGAGUUGAGCCUUUCUGUGAAUUCGAAAAAAUCUCCAGGGAAGGAGAGCGUUAUCAACUAUAAGUACGGCAAGAGGCGCUAUCAUGCUCUGGUAUGCGAUGAAUCGCAAACGCUUUGCGCGGAUCGUAAAGGAAGGUACAGGUGUUGUGGGACUGAAGAGGCUUCGUGCUGCGAGGGUGGGGAAUCCUGCUGUCCGAAAGAUUAUUAUUGUAGUUUCAAGACUAAAUCUUGCUGUAAAAUGCCGACUGCCUUCGUCCUGCGGAAGACGGAAGUAACACCCGAUUGUUCCAUGAACUGGAUGAAGACGAAAAUUCCCAAGAAAGAAUGACAGCGACGGAACCAGCGUCCUCGGCUCACUCUGCCCGAAAGAGACGGCGACCAAUCAGUGCUGCCGGCAUUCGAUGCGAAACGCGCCCAGCAUCCCUGACACGUCGAGGACGAUGGAACCUCCCUCAGCUCCAAUCGGAGAAAUCAGCGUCACGUG
Galendromus occidentalis (western predatory mite) is the source of this 529-nucleotide messenger RNA. RefSeq names its product probable cysteine protease RD21B. The record is from RefSeq and is a predicted model, not a curated record. The transcript is spliced from 2 exons. Lineage: Eukaryota; Metazoa; Arthropoda; Arachnida; Mesostigmata; Phytoseiidae. Bases 2 to 373 code for a protein of 123 amino acids.